GCCACUGAAAGCAACAUGACGUUGCUCUGGGAGCUGCCAUCGAUAAGAUGGUUCAUGAUCCUGAUACUAUAUAUCCUGGUUUUGGAUUAUAGCCUGGCUUAUCCGCAGCAGCAGCAGUUUUUCCUAGCCGAGGAUUUGAUAACAGAAACGGGAACGGGAACGGGCGCAGGCGCAGAUCCUUUGAUACCCGUCAAUGAUCCUUCGGAUCUUAGUGCUGGCUUGAAUUUGGCACCUGUUGGAAAUUUAAUAGCUGCCGCUGCAAUCGCCGUGCCUCCUGCCCCUGUUCAAUUUAUACGCACGGCCAUGAACAGUGGCCUUUAA
Drosophila serrata is the source of this 321-nucleotide messenger RNA. RefSeq lists its product as uncharacterized. The record is from RefSeq and is a predicted model, not a curated record. NCBI's taxonomy places the organism in Eukaryota, Metazoa, Arthropoda, Insecta, Diptera, Drosophilidae.